Molecule: messenger RNA, 4448 nt
Organism: Coregonus sp. 'balchen'
Lineage: Eukaryota; Metazoa; Chordata; Actinopteri; Salmoniformes; Salmonidae
Source: the annotation of a GenBank genome assembly
GAUGUGACGCGUAGCUAAAUGUAAAUUCAGAGUUUACUGUGUUCUGCAUUGAAUACUACGUACAAUUUCCAGAGCUAACGAAUAAUAAAUUGUUUAAAUAAUAUGGAUAAUUCCGGGAAAGAGAAGGAGGCUUUGGCUCUCAUCGCUGAGGCUGAUAAAAAGAUGAAGUCCUCACGAGGAUUUGGGAUGUUGUUCGGGUAUGUGCCAACUAAGUUUAGCUUGCUAGCUUGUUUAUUUGAUUUGUAUUAGCUAGAUACUACUAAUUCAGAUCCGCGUCCCAUAUGUAUUUUAACAUCAAAGUAUGUACCUACGAAAACACUCACCAAAGAAUAACUAUAUAUACGUUGACGAUAACGUUGGCUAGCUAGCUAUGUUACACCAACAUUGAGUACUCAGUCAAAUAUCCCCUAUUCAUCUGGUCUACUGACAGUGUUGUCAUAUCACUUUGUUAGCAGCCUGGCUAUAUCUCAUGUUUUGCCUUUUUCGUUCAUUGCCAUGCCAAGCAUGUUUGAUGUUUGUUGUACGUAGUAUUCGUUAGGUCUAAACAACAUUGUCUGUGUUUUUCUCCAGAGGUUCAUCCCGGAAGUAUGAGGAAGCGUGUGACAUGUAUGUGAGGGCAGCAAACAUGUUCAAAAUGGCCAAAAAUUGGAGUGGUAAGAUUUGGUUUCAAUUUUAUAGUGGACAUUUAGAACAACGGGGAUUGUGUUGGAUGUAACCAACCUAAUAUUGGUUCACAUUUUGUUCCAGCUGCUGGCAACGCAUUCUCCCAAGCAGCACACCUCCAUCUGCAGAUGGACAACAAACUUGAUGGAGCCAUCAAUUUACUUGAUGCAGGCAAUGCUUUCAAAAAAGCAGACCCACAAGGUACAUCCCAUUUUACUGAAAGAGAUUACAAUUGCAUUAUCAAAAUUAUAGUUGGGUUUAUGGAACAGACAUUAAAUAUAAAUUGUAUUAUAUCCUCAAAGGUUGAACAAUGUGUGGCGCUGUAUAUGCCCUAUUAGAAUCCUACACUGAAGAUCCAGGGUAAACAGUAAUUCCUGUGUGACUGUGAUUCUAUUUGAGUGUACUUUUCAUCUCCACAGAGGCCAUCAACUGCCUGAACCAAGCCAUUGAAAUUUACACCGACAUGGUGAGAAGCUGGGAGUAUUUCUGCAUUUACUAGUGUAACAAAUAAGUAAAUCUGAAGCCUGCUCAAUGCUAGAAAAUUGUGCCUAGUGUUCAGGAGCACUAACUGUAUGGUGUUGAUGAUUAUUUCACCUUUUCUUGUCUGCAGGGCCGUUUCACCAUUGCUGCCAAACACCAUAUAUCUAUUGCUGAGAUCUACGAGAGUGAGCUAUUAGACGUUGAUAAGGUCAGUUAUAAGAGCCUUAUAGAGUGUGGUAUCCUGUAAUGUACUGUUUUAAAAAAAUAAUAAUCUUUCACAUAUUUCAGCCUUUGGUAUUACUGAGAGGCCAUGACUAGUAAAUGUGCAUCUUUAAUCCACAGGCCAUUGCUCACUAUGAACAGGCUGCAGAUUACUACAAAGGGGAGGAGUCAAACAGGUGUUUCAAUGUUCUGGCAUAAUCUCUUAUGGAUUUACUGGUCUAUUCCAUCCCACUUUUCAUACAUUUAUUUUAGUGUUGUGUGAAUGUCUUGAACUGAUUAGUUUCUUGCCAAUCUAAUUGUAGUGCUGCAAAUAAGUGCCUUUUGAAAGUGGCCACCUAUGCUGCCCAACUGGAACAGUACCAGAAAGCCAUUGAGAUUUAUGAACAGGUGUGUAUUUACCCAUGUAUGUGUAUUAAAUGACCAAUUAACUGCAUUAGUGGGCUUUCCCCAAUUACCUUAUUAUGAGUUUGUUUUGUGUAAUGCUUAGAUCGGAACAUAUGCAAUGGACAGCGUCCUGUUGAAGUAUGGAGCUAAAGACCACUUCUUUAAAGCAGCUCUUUGUCACUUCUGUGUGGACAUGCUUAAUGCAAGGGUGAGUCUUUAUUUUCUUAUACUUACAUCAACACUUUGCCUCUAUGUAGUAGUUUUGACUUGCUCUGAUCUCUUGUCUACCGUCAGCUGUCUGUCCAGAGAUAUGAGGAAAUGUUUCCAGCCUUCUCAGACGCUAGAGAAUGCAAACUGGUUAAGGUAGGUCUAUUAUUAAACCAUCGGUCACUAUGUUUGUAUUUCAUAUUUCUGCUUUGUUUUCAAAGUUAAACAUCUCUUUGAAUGGCUUUAUAUCUGAGUGGAUAUAAAAGCAAACAUGACACAUUUCCUGAGUGAUAAGUAUUGUGACAGUGUACAAUAAAUGUCUUAUGCUGUAUUUUUAACAGAAACUUCUAGAUGCAUAUGAGGAACAGGAUGUGGAUGCAUUCACCGAUGCGGUAGGUUUUUCUCAUGCCAUUCCAUGGUGACAGAAUUAUGUUUAAAUUAUGUUUGUCCAUUAAACCAGUUCUCCUUCUCUAACAGGUGAAGGACUUUGACUCCAUCUCAAGAUUGGAUCAGUGGAACACCACUAUGUUACUUAGGAUCAAGAAACAAAUACAGGAUGAUGAGAGCGACCUUCGCUAAUCCUUCCCUCUGUUAAUCCAUCAGAACAAAUCAUAAUCUCCCUCACUACUCCUGGAACUUUAACACUAUAUAUCACGUUACAUUCCUGAAUAACUUUCCAUUUUUCUGUCUGGUUGGUCUCAUCCUUUAAUCACAGGCAUUGAACCCUUUAAAUGAGUGUUUCCUGUCUAUCCACUUAUCAAUCUCUGAUGUGUUGUCAAGCAACAAGGGUCCUGGCCCAGACCCCAAAGAUAAACUACUGGAAAAAUCCUGUGUAGAAUAGCACCAGGUAGAUAAAGAAGUGUAGCUAUUAGCUAGCCCAUCCAAAUAAGAUGGAUAAUUACCUGAUACUAAACAUUGUUGUAGUUUAUUUCUUGUCAUGUGUUGUUUUCUGUCACAGUAACUCCACGUCACUCUCAAAGUGCUCAUGCUUAUAGGUAAUCUAUGUCCUGGACAUUUCCAGAGGCAACAUUUAUGUACUACUAGAACAUACUGUCAUAAACUGGGUUGUUAAACACAGUGUUUCAGUCAUAAAAUGUCAAGGCUUCUACUUUACUUAUUUGAAGUAUGUUGUCAUUGCUCAAUGCUGCUCGUCUUACACAAUAGCAAAGUCAUCAGCCAAAGACGUUUUUAAUUGGGCAUCUUAUAUUGGGUUCAGACUACGGAAGAGAUGGUACACAUUUUUCAACUCUGUACAUUAUUUCAGAGGAGUCUGCUAACAGCCAUUCCCCUUUAUUUAUUAAUCUCUAAAAUGUGAAAUGUUGAAUUGUGUUUUAUUAUACAGUAGAUACUAUUUCUGUUGUCAUUCCAAAGGAAAUAGAUUUAAAUUCCCACACAGGGAGAUGAUUCCUAUCAACCUGUCCAGGCACUUAAAAGGUGGUGGCUUAUUGCAAUCUUGCACUUAACCAUUUUGAUUUAUUGUCCAUCUUGAUUAUUAUUUGAUUAAACAUUUUGUUUUAAAUUAUACAAUUAUCUUGUGGCUUGACUAAUAAGAGGUAAAGCAUAGUACAUGUACACUACACAUUACUCAAACGUCUGUAUAACAGAGAAACAGAUUAAACGGAAGGAUGAUGAUGAUAGUUAAUGAUCCAUGAUAAACUUGUCUGCUUCAUUUGAUUUACAGAAUGGUUUUUAACCUAAUUCACUGGGUUAGCAGAGAUUAAUCAAAUAAUUACUUGUAUUGCAUGCAUUCCAUGUCUUGUUUUAUGCAAAUUAAUAAGAAAUCUGACUUUUUCUUCUCUGACUAGUUUCUGUCAUGCUCUUUUAUGGUUAUAGAGAUAUAUAUACUUAUUGAAGGCAUACCUCACAUGUUCUGACAUGGCCAAUUAAGGACAGGAGCAAUUAGUGAGGUAUUGAGUUACUUGUCUGCUUCAUGUGGAAAGUAAUAAACAGUGAAGUCUGCCUUGCCAACACAUCUGACUAAGGGCUGAUGGCUAAGAAAAUAUGUAAAUUAAAUGCACAAACAUUGUUUAAUUAAAACCUUUUGGGGUGGGACUCUGUUGGAGCAUGGUGGGUUCGAUCUGGGAUCAGUGUGUGUUUUGCUCUCUACCUGCAUUGUCUGUAUAAUCUUUAAAAAAUGACAAAUAAAAAUAACAUGUACAAACAUUGUUCUCUCAGUGCUUUGUGCUUGUGAAACAAAAAGGACAUUGCUUAACUAAUUGUUUUAUUUGUUCUUUCCUGAUAAAUUAGAGGCUCUAUUCAAUCUGUAACGCUUCCACAGUAGAAAUGUAAAGGUCAUUUCCGAUUGAGCCGACAUAUGCAGCGUUUCCUGUGAAUGCAGUCUCAACUAAAGCCGGAACAUUGCCUUUCAAUUUAAAUCACGCUGUAAAGCUGAACUUCGGAUGAGGAUUAAAUAGAGCCCUAGGGCUUUAGUCAACAGUAAAUAUUGCCUAUUUUGUAAUGUAGUGUCUGUUAACUACAAAGUCAUCCUUAAU